Messenger RNA from Dermochelys coriacea (leatherback sea turtle), 6160 nucleotides. RefSeq names its product STE20 like kinase (gene SLK). NCBI's taxonomy places the organism in Eukaryota, Metazoa, Chordata, Testudines, Dermochelyidae. Gene Ontology annotation, biological process: protein phosphorylation. The transcript has 20 exons. Gene Ontology annotation, molecular function: ATP binding; protein serine/threonine kinase activity; protein binding. The coding region runs from base 1 to 3885 and encodes 1294 amino acids. The record is from RefSeq and is a predicted model, not a curated record.
AUGUCUUUCUUUAACUUUCGUAAAAUCUUUAAGCUCGGUGGCGAGAAGAAAAAGAAACAAUAUGAGCACGUCAAGAGAGACUUGAAUCCGGAGGAGUUCUGGGAGAUUAUAGGAGAGCUGGGAGAUGGUGCUUUUGGUAAAGUGUUCAAGGCUCAGAACAAAGAAACCAAAGUCCUUGCUGCAGCAAAGGUGAUUGAUACUAAAUCCGAGGAAGAACUAGAAGAUUACAUGGUUGAGAUUGAUAUUCUGGCAUCCUGCGAUCAUCCAAAUAUUGUCAAGCUUCUAGAUGCUUUCUACUAUGAAAACAAUCUUUGGAUCCUGAUUGAAUUUUGUGCAGGUGGAGCAGUAGACGCAGUAAUGUUGGAGCUUGAGAGGCCAUUAACAGAGCCACAGAUUAAAGUAGUUUGCAAGCAGACUUUGGAGGCACUGAACUAUUUGCAUGAAAAUAAGAUCAUUCACAGAGAUCUAAAAGCUGGCAAUAUUCUUUUUACAUUAGAUGGAGACAUUAAACUGGCGGAUUUUGGCGUAUCUGCUAAAAACACAAGGACAAUACAGAGAAGAGAUUCUUUCAUUGGUACACCUUACUGGAUGGCUCCUGAAGUGGUAAUGUGUGAGACAUCUAAAGACAGGCCUUAUGAUUAUAAGGCUGAUGUGUGGUCACUGGGCAUCACUUUAAUAGAAAUGGCUCAAGUAGAACCACCUCAUCACGAGCUAAAUCCUAUGCGUGUGCUGCUGAAAAUAGCAAAAUCUGACCCACCUACAUUGGCACAGCCUUCAAAAUGGUCUUCAGAUUUUAAAGAUUUUCUAAGGAAAUGUUUGGAAAAGAAUGUAGAUGCCAGAUGGAAUACUGCUCAACUUCUUCAGCAUCCGUUUGUUACUGUCACUUCUAAUAAACCAGUCAGAGAGUUAAUUGCAGAGGCAAAGGCUGAAGUAACAGAAGAAGUUGAAGAUGGUAAAGAUGAAGAUGAAGAGGAGGAAACAGAAAAUUCUCUGCAGUUACCAACUAACAAGCGUGCCUCCUCCGACCUUAGUAUUGCCAGCUCUGAAGAAGAUAAACUUUCACAGAAUGCCUCUAUUCUGGAAUCUGUUUCUGAGAAAACAGAACAUAAUGCUGCUGAGGAGAAUAUCAGUAUAUUUCCAGAUGAUAAAACAACUGCUAGUGAACCCAAGACAAUUAAAGAUGUGGAAAUUAUUGACAGUGUGUCUGAUACCACUCCUGGAGAUAUUGUAAAGGUGCAGAUUGGGUCAGUAUUAGUUGAGGAAGAUGAGCCAGAGAAAAGAUUAGGAGUUGAAAAGAAUACUGGAAAAGCAGAAGUAGUAAAUGAAGACACUGGAUCACAGACAGAAAGAAAAGAAGUUGAUACAGUGACAUUAGAAACAAAUGAUAAACACAGUCUGAAAACAGAGGAAAGUAGUACCAUAGAAAAUGAAGAGACAGAUGAAAAUAAACUGAAAAUAGCACCUGAAAUUGAAGAUGCCGGUGCUCAAACUACAGAAAUGAUAUCUAAAGAGACUGGAGAGAAAGAGGAGAAAGAAAGCAGAACAGAUAGCCAGGAAAAUAAGAAUGAAGAAACGACGAUAGAAAAAAUUACAGAGCAAAAAGAUGAUGGUAAAUCUGAAGAAGUUCAGAAAGAUGAGAUGACAGGCAUCACUAAUGAAACUCUGGUUAAAAGUGCAGAGAAAAUGGCUGACACAGAGCAGGAGCCAAUAAAAAAUGGAGCUGACAAUGCUCGAGAGACAGGCAGCACUAGUGAAAGACAGAUCAGUAAUGGAGAUAAAAUAUCUGAGACAGUCCAGAAGCUAAUGGAAAGUAGAACUGAGCAUGUUCAUGAGACAGGCAGCUCUGAAGAAACUCAGAUUAAAAGUGUAGAUAAAGUGACUGAUACAGAUCAGAAAUUAGUAGAAAGUGAAAAUAAAGAUGUUCAUAAGACAAGCAGCACAGAGGAAACUGAGGUCAAGGAUUCAGGAAAAGUGGGUGAUAUAGACCAGAAGCCAAUACAGAUCAAGACUGAGAAUAUUCAUGAGACAAAUAGCACUGAGGAAAUUCAAAUCGAAAGUGUGGGUAAAGUGGUGGAGCCUGACCAAAAUUCAGAAACAAAUGGACCUGAGGAUAACCAGAAGAACAACAUUCAGAUAAAUGCAGAGCAUUCCAAAGUUCCGUGUGAUGCACCACUUAAGAACAAGCUUCAGGAUUCUGCAGUUGAACAACCUAAUGAUUCUGAACUCACUCCAGUACCCAUUAUUAGUGUUAGCGCUGAAGAAAAUGAGGAAAAAGUUAAAAUGGGUAAUCAAGCCAGUGCUGAAACAUUACAGCAGCUAGAACCUGAGACACUAAAGGAAAAUGAUACAGAUUCAGGCACUGGGUCCACAGCUGAUAAUAAUAGCAUUGACUUGAACUUGUCCAUCUCUAGCUUCCUCACUAAAAACAAGGACACUGGAUCAAUAUCUUUACAAGAAACUAGAAGACACAAGAAAACAUUAAAGAAAACUCGCAAAUUUGUUGUUGAUGGAGUAGAAGUGAGUGUGACAACUUCAAAAAUAGUUACAGAAAAUGAUUCAAAAAGUGAAGAAUUAAGAUUUCUUCGACGUCAAGAGCUGCGGGAGCUAAGACUUCUUCAAAAAGAAGAGCAGAGAGCUCAACAGCAGCUCAGUAAUAAACUCCUACAACAAAGAGAACAGAUGUUCAGACGCUUUGAACAGGAAAUGACGAGUAAAAAGCGGCAGUAUGAUCAAGAGAUAGAAAAUCUAGAGAAGCAGCAAAAACAGACAAUAGAACGUUUAGAACAGGAACACACAAAUCGCUUACGAGAUGAAGCAAAACGCAUCAAAGCAGAACAGGAGAAGGAAUUGUCCAAAUUCCAGAACAUGUUGAAAAACAGAAAAAAAGAGGUUUUUAAUGAAGUGGAGAAAGCACCAAAAGAGCUGAGAAAAGAGCUCAUGAAACGCAAGAAAGAGGAGCUUGCACAAACCCAGCAUGCUCAGGGUAUUGCUCAGGUUCUGAUUCAAUCUUUUCAAUUGUCUUCGUGUACACUCUUCAAUGCACAAAUGCAGGAUGAACAAGAAUUUGUGCAGAAGCAGCAACAAGAAUUGGAUGCAUCUCUAAAGAAAAUCAUCCAGCAGCAAAAAACAGAGCUAGCCAAUAUUGAGCGAGACUGCCUGAAUAACAAGCAGCAGCUUAUGAGAGCUCGUGAAGCUGCAAUCUGGGAGCUAGAAGAACGACAUUUACAGGAAAAACACCAGCUUCUCAAACAGCAACUCAAAGAUCAGUACUUCAUGCAGAGACACCAGCUUCUUAAGAGGCAUGAAAAAGAAACAGAACAGAUGCAACGAUAUAAUCAAAGGCUUAUUGAGGAGUUAAAGAACAGGCAAACUCAGGAAAGAGCAAGACUGCCUAAAAUCCAGCGAAGUGAAGCAAAGACUCGAAUGGCUAUGUUUAAGAAAAGUUUAAGAAUUAACUCAUCAGGCACUCCAGAACAGGAUCGUGAGAAGAUUAAACAGUUUGCUACUCAAGAAGAAAAGAGGCAGAAAAAUGAGAGGUUGGCUCAGCAUCAAAAACAUGAAAAUCAAAUGCGGGACCUUCAGUUGCAGUGUGAAGCAAACAUCAGAGAACUGCACCAAUUACAGAAUGAAAAAUGCCAUCUACUGGUUGAACAUGAGACUCAGAAACUAAAAGAGUUAGAUGAAGAGCAUAGCCUAGAACUGAAGGAAUGGAGAGAGAAACUAAGACCAAGAAAAAAGACACUGGAAGAGGAAUUUGCUAGAAAACUUCAAGAACAGGAAGUUUUCUUUAAAAUGACUGGAGAGUCUGAAUGCCUUAACCCUUCAACACAGAGCCGGAUUUCCAAAUUCUAUCCAAUCCCUAGCCUGCACUCCACUGGAUCGUAACUUUAGGAACUUCUGUAGAUCUUCCUAUUUGGAAUUCUCAUAUCUUCAGCUUCUGCCGUGGUAGAAUCUACAAACGACAUCAAAGGACCUCUAUGCUUUUAAGUUUCAGUGGAGACAAUCAACAGUGUCAUUGUCAAGAUUUUUCCUUUUUGUUUCUGACUGGGAGAAAACUAAAUAGAAGAAUAGACAUUUGUCUGUAAUGGUAAUAUGAUGUCGUCCUUCAGAUUUUCAAGAAGAAUUUUUUUUUUUUUAUAAGUCGGUCUCAGAAAAUGUUAUCUACUAUUUUGACAUUAAGUAAAUAAGCUUAAAAUAUUAGCUAUAAUCAUCACAAAAAAGAAACUGUUACACAGAUCAUCAUGUAAACAAUGUAAUAUUACUUCUUUUUUUGACUGUCUGAUUUCUCCACCAUAGAAUUUCACAACUGAAACUGUGCAGUAAAGAGGUUAAAAGUUUUGAGUCACUGAGCAAGUCAUUCGUAACUAGGGCAGAAACUAUUUCUUCAAAACAUACUGUUGAAUUAGAAGGAAAAAAAGUCUUAUGCUAAACAUAUUUAGUUACAGCAUAUGCCUUUAAAAGUUUUUAAAAAAUCCUCUGGCAUCAUAACUAAAGCAACCAAACCUCCAUUACAUGUGUUGCCCAUUAAAAUCCAUGAUGAAAUGGGGUGCUAGUUUCAUUAAUCCAGUGCCUGAAACACUUAAAUAUAUUAUUCUUUGCAAUAGGAUAGUCUUUUAUUGUUAUUAAAAAAAUCUUCUUAGCAUUGAUGUUACUGUAAAAGAAAAAAAAAAAUCUUGCUGCUACUGCCAUUUUUGUCAUAAGUCCUCACCCUAAAAUAUUUUGCACUAAAAUAUGUAAAGGUGAAAAACUGCUAACUUUAAAAUGCACAAGUUAUUUUCCUUACACAUUAGCGGUGUUCACUUCUACAAACUGAAAUAAAAACUGUAGAAUGUAUUUUCAGAACAUAAUGUGUACUUUGCACAUUGUUUCUCUAACAUACUUGUACUGGGUAGGUGGAUCCUUCUCUUCUUACCAAAGUCUGUUCAUUUGAAACUCCAUCAGAGAAGUGGAAGUGACUGGUCAUAUUUAUAAACUAAUUGCCGAAACCUGAUCUGAAUAGAAGUGUUUUGAAAUUUUUGUUUUAGUCAAUUUAUUUCAGGGAAGGAUUUAAGUUGAAUAUGUAGACAAACUACUUUAAAAAUAUGCGUGUGUUUGGGUUGUUGUGUUUUUUUUUUUUUUGCCACAUAGUAAUUAACAUGUUAAGAUUUUUAUUUUUCAGUUUCAGAGGUGUACUGUAGGUUAUUUACUUGACUGAUUUGCAGUGGGAAGAAAAAUCUGAAAUGUUUAUCAUGUAGCUGGUUGGAAUGUAACUGUAUUAAAGAAAAGCGCACUUGUUGAAGGUUUAGAAUUUGAGUCAUAUCAAGACAGUAUUAUAAACUGUACAUUGGUAUGCCAAAGUUAAUUUUGUAAAAUAAUGUUUGCUUUCUGUCAUUUGAGGUGUGAUCUUUCAGUCUCUUUGUAAAAGUUCCUUUAUUUUUGUUUGCUAGCUUGCAUCAAAUAUCUGACUGGUGAACAUAUAAUGUUCAUUUCACGGGAACAGUGUUGACGCAUGUGAAGGAGCUGAUUAUAAAUUAACGUAGAAUUUUAAUUGGGCUUGAUUGAAAUCUUGGAUGCUGAACUUUUAGCAUGUUAAUGCUGGCAGUUUAAAUUGACAGCAUAGUAAAUAUAAUUGAGAAAUGCAUGUUUUGAUUUAAAUUUUGUAACAUUUUUGAUAAGUAUAACUUACUCUGAAAAUUACUUUAUAGCUAGUUUUAAUUUCUGGCAUUUCAUUAUAUAAAUGUGUAUUGUGUACUGGUUGUAAAUUCACAUACCAUAUCAUACUAGAAUGUAAUAUGUUGCUAUAUUGCAAAAUAUGUUGCAAAAUUCUUUAAUAUGUUUAUUCCAAAAUUCUAGGGUGAAAAAUGUCUUUGAAGGCCUUUACUUUUUAUGCUACACCUUUAUAAAAUGACUAGUACUAAAUAUAUUAAAUAGUGUUUAUAUCACUAUAGUGAACAGGACAUCUGUGUGGAAAAACUGUUUUGCAAAAUACAUUGUUAGUGAUUUAUUUUUUGGGAAGGGGUCAGGCAAAUUUUCUCCCUCUAAACUUUGUGUUCAACUCAUUCAAAAUGUUUAAUAACUUCGCAGGCAGAGUAUAUAUUUUCUCCUCACACUAAUAUUUUGGAGGUUUAAAUGGUCGUUUGCUAAUAUAUUUUAUGACGCACUAUAUAUAUAUUGUUCUGCA